AUGUGAGGUGUCAUGGGGAGCCAGGGGAGUCCGGUCAAGAGCUACGACUACCUGCUCAAGUUCCUGCUGGUGGGAGACAGCGACGUGGGCAAAGGGGAGAUCCUGGACAGCCUUCAGGACGGAUCGGCCGAGUCGCCGUACGCUUACAGCAGCGGUAUCGACUAUAAAACCACCACCAUCCUGUUGGACGGCCGGAGGGUGAAGCUGGAGCUCUGGGACACAUCGGGUCAGGGACGCUUCUGCACCAUCUUCCGCUCGUACUCCAGAGGAGCUCAGGGAAUCCUGCUGGUCUAUGACAUCACCAACCGCUGGUCCUUUGACGGGAUCGACCGGUGGAUCCGAGAGAUCGACGAGCACGCGCCCGGCGUUCCUCGCAUAUUGGUGGGGAACCGGCUGCACUUGGCCUUCAAGCGGCAGGUGCCCACGGAGCAGGCGCGAGCGUACGCCGAGAAAAACGCCAUGACCUUCUUCGAGGUCAGUCCCCUGUGCAACUUCAACGUCAUCGAGUCGUUCACAGAGCUGUCGCGCAUCGUGCUGAUGAGACACGGCAUGGAGAAGUUCUGGAGGCCCAACCGAGUGUUCAGCCUGCAGGACCUGUGCUGCCGGGCCAUCGUCUCCUGCACACCGGUCCACCUCAUCGACAAGCUGCCGCUGCCGGUGGCCAUCAAGUCGCACCUCAAGUCCUUCUCCAUGGCCAACGGCAUGAACGCCGUCAUGAUGCAUGGACGCUCGUACUCGCUGGCCCAGCCGGGGGGGUCCAAGGGGAACAGUCUGAAGCGCUCCAAGUCCAGCCGCCCCCCGCAGAGUCCCCCGCAGAACUGCACUCGCAACAACUGCAAGAUCUCCUAACCCCCCUCCCACAGCUAGGAUCAAGAGGGACGUAGAGGCCCCCCAGGGGUCAGGUCCAGGUUAAAGGUGGACCCCAACACUUGACACUGCUGUCGCUUCACGCCUCACUUGUGCGAUCAGAACACUUCUUGUCUUGUGCUGUGGGCGUCAGCUCUGACGCGCCUCUGACUGGUUUGAACAGAACCUCACAACCUAAGUGGAGUACACACACGCACCCGUGUCCUGGAUCUGGAGCUUAAUCUGGGUCCAACUGAACUUUAUUGAUGCAGGGUUUUCACGUGUAAAUAAACGUGUCACCAUGACAGCGUGACCCAGCAGCUGCAUGAGUGUGUGUGUUCGUCAUCACUCAAAACCCCUCAUUCAGUGAGGAACCGAUGUCCCAGUCAUGAAAAGGUUUCUUGUGAGGCUCCAGGUGACGCGUGCUGAGUCAGGGCACCCUCUGCUGGAUAGCUACUCAACUGCAGGAGCAGUGAACACCACUUCCCCCUUUUCCUGUUGACGCUUAACAGUUUCCUGUUGCCACAGUCACAACUGUCUGGGGUCCCGGUGUGUGUGUGUGUAUCCGCCAUCUUUAUUUUCGUUGUUUCCUUGAUGAUCGGUGAUGUCACAGGUUAGAAAAACAAUGUCUUGAUUGUUUUGACAGGAAACAACAGGCGAGAGAAUGUGAUUAAAUUAUUGAUCUUUUCAAAAUAAAAGUCCUGAAUGUUUCACAAUCCCAGUCUGUGAUGCGAACCCAAGGGUCUGUCUGGUGAUC
This is a messenger RNA of Synchiropus splendidus (mandarinfish), 1603 nucleotides long. It is a transcript of the gene rab40c, whose product is annotated as RAB40c, member RAS oncogene family. The record is from RefSeq and is a predicted model, not a curated record. Gene Ontology annotation, molecular function: GTP binding; GTPase activity. Lineage: Eukaryota; Metazoa; Chordata; Actinopteri; Syngnathiformes; Callionymidae. Gene Ontology annotation, cellular component: endosome; synaptic vesicle; plasma membrane. Bases 13 to 849 code for a protein of 278 amino acids. Gene Ontology annotation, biological process: protein localization to plasma membrane; intracellular signal transduction. The transcript has 6 exons.